AUGUUAAUUUCAUCAAUAUUGGGCUGGAGUUCCUUAUUUUUAAUCACAAACUAUUCUAUCUACAAAUACUAUUUUACAAAACCAAUUAAGGCAUUAACUUUAGCUUAAAUUAUUAAAAGAGAUCUAUGGAGGUGGAGAUUUUUCAAAUUGAAUUCUUCCCUAAAUUGUUCACCAUAUUAAAUAGAAUUAAAGUUUGGACUUAAUCAUAAACCAAUAAGUGGAAAAUAUGUAUAAGAAACGAAUGAAAAAUUGGGAGAAACCCAUACAAUAUUUAUCAAAAAUAAAAACAACUAUAACCAUUUGACAGAAAUGAACAUUAAACAAAUUAUUGAUUUUCAAAUUGGAAUUAGUUAAUUGUUUUAUUAUAAUUUUUAAUCUGAUUACUUUUUAUUAUCAAUUGAUCAUAAACUUGAUAAUGAAAACAAUACUUAUAAUAUACUAAUUUAAAGCAAAAAAUUUUUAAGAAUUCAAUAAGAAAGUAAUAUAUAAGAAUUAGCUAAAUAAUAUGUUUAUUUCAUUUUAAAAUAAGAUGAUAAAAUAAGGAUAUGUCAAAAUUUUGGAAAUAAUACCAUGGAUAUAGAUUUUAUUGAUAAAAUCAUAUAGCAUACAAUUUAGAAUGAAAAAAUAAUUGAAUACAUAGAUUUAAAUGAAAGAUGGUUUAAUUAAAAUUCCUAAUGUAUUUAAAUAUUAUAUUCAAAGAUUGUAAAUGUGUUCUGAAAUUAGAUGAGAAAUACAAUUUAAUUAACAUAUAUAAAAUAAAUAAUUUUGAAAUAAAAGAAAAUCAAAAACUAUAUGAUAAAAUAAUUGAUAAUUUAAAGAAUAAAACAAUUUUAUAUUUAAACUGA
Messenger RNA from Paramecium sonneborni, 845 nucleotides. Lineage: Eukaryota; Ciliophora; Oligohymenophorea; Peniculida; Parameciidae. The record is from the annotation of a GenBank genome assembly.